Colletes gigas is the source of this 654-nucleotide messenger RNA. It is a transcript of the gene Cpr49Ah, whose product is annotated as endocuticle structural glycoprotein ABD-4. Lineage: Eukaryota; Metazoa; Arthropoda; Insecta; Hymenoptera; Colletidae. Gene Ontology annotation, cellular component: chitin-based extracellular matrix. The transcript has 4 exons. Bases 67 to 621 code for a protein of 184 amino acids. Gene Ontology annotation, molecular function: structural constituent of chitin-based larval cuticle. The record is from RefSeq and is a predicted model, not a curated record.
GGGGUCAGAAACGAUUGGAUCCAAUUGCUAUCUCCUUCUUUUUGUGCAACACCUUCCAUUAUCAAGAUGAAGAGCAUUGUACUGGCUGUAAUCUUGGGAUUAGCGGCGGCGCAAGAAUCGAAUUACCACGGUCGUAACAGUUACCACGAUAAUGAUAGGCCAAAUCCUUCGAGCGAAGAGAGGAAACAUCAGACCACAACGCCUAUUCCAAUUUUACAUUGGAACAAACAACAGGAACACGACGGGACGUACAAAACGAGUUACGAAACGGGAAAUAACAUCAUCGCGGAGGAGAGCGGUUACAUCAAGAAGGUAGGCGAAGGCGAGGAACAAGGAGAAGCUUUGGUUCAACAAGGAAGCUACUCGUACAUGAGUCCCGAGGGGCAGCUGAUCACUAUUCAUUACACAGCUGACGAGACUGGCUUUCACGCGACCGGUGAACACAUUCCCACGCCACCGCCAGUCAGCGAGGAGAUUCAGAAAGGCCUCGACCUCAUCUUCGCCGGCAUUCGUCAGCAAGAAGAGGCAGACGCACGCGAAGCGGCCCAAAAGACACAGCCGCAGCCUUUCAAUCAGCAAGUCGAGCGACGAGACAAUUACGAGAGAAAGUUCCGGAAAUGAGGUGUACGAAAACCGAAAACAUUGUUGACGCAC